AUGGCAAGACUGGUUCUGCUGUUCCUGCUUGCCGUAUCAGCUGUCGCAGACUUGGAAGGACAGAUUUUGAACUUCCCCAAUGAGGAUCCAUCCGAGACGCAGUGCGGCCCCUCUUUUUGUUUCGACCGCCAGACGGCAAACUGCUUCCAGAAACUGCCAGCCGAUGUGUGCAUGAGGGCAGUUUACAUGUGCGUGAGGUACAUGUUCACGGAUACCAAACCAGAAGAGUUCUGUGAUAAAGAGCGGACGAACGGAAACUCCGCCGUGGUUGACGCCCUGGCCACAUCGGACUCCAAGACGGAGAAGAUGCAGCAUACGCCCUUGCCGGAGGCCAUCUGGUUGAUGUCGCUUAUUCUUUUCGGAUUCGGCCUCAUCAUCAAGCAUAUCUUGGCUCAGCCCAAGAAGGAGAUUGCCGGACUGAAAAUGCCACUGCUAUGCGACGCGGUGUAA
Molecule: messenger RNA, 450 nt
Organism: Symbiodinium sp. CCMP2456
Lineage: Eukaryota; Dinophyceae; Suessiales; Symbiodiniaceae
Source: the annotation of a GenBank genome assembly